This is a messenger RNA of Dermacentor silvarum, 2604 nucleotides long. Its product is annotated as protein FAM200A-like. Lineage: Eukaryota; Metazoa; Arthropoda; Arachnida; Ixodida; Ixodidae. The transcript is spliced from 2 exons. The record is from RefSeq and is a predicted model, not a curated record. Bases 444 to 2375 code for a protein of 643 amino acids.
UGCCAGAUUUGGCUACUUUACGCCAAAUUGGCUACUUUUAAAAGGCCGCGGCGACAAAAAAAUGACGUUGGCUACUUGGCUACUUUUUGGCUAUUGUUCUGGCACCGGCAUAAACAGCUAAUAUACGCUAAAACGUAGCGCAACUAUCACAAAAUAAGUGUUCAUUCGCACUGCCGGCUGCGGCUCCCUCGGUGUAAUGGCUUUUGUGUACUCUGUAUACAGGAAACAAUUGCGUGCGCCCGAAACACGUCACGGCCGCCAUGCUCUUCACAUUAUUAAUGGAACUCAUCUAGGUUAGGCAACACUGUAACGUAGCUGGCGCGGUACUCGUUCAGUCUUGCUAGCCGCUAUAGUUCUGCGUUGUAUGUGUGGUGGGCCUGGUGGCCGCGCGCGGCGCGGUCCAUGUGCACCGGUUCAACAAAAGUCGAAACUACAGCUCAGCCAUGGGCAAGCACGCCACUGCACGAAGGAUGUUUCGGCAACAGUGGCUGGAGGACCCAAAGCUAAAAGACUGGAUUGCCCCUGCAGAAAGUGGCCAAGCCUUCGCACGGUGCAAGGUUUGCUCCUGUGAGGUACGGGCACACUACGCGGACCUGACUAAGCAUGCCGAAACAAGAAAGCACCGCACAAGAGUGGCACCAAGCGACCAGCACCGGUUGCGAGAUGUUCUCGCGCCUGCUCUUGCGUUUGACGAAGAACAAAAAAGAUGCGCUCUUAAAAUCGCUCUUUUCACAGCUUGCCACAUGCCGAUAAGAUGUGUGGAUGAGCUUUCAGAUCUACUCAAAGGAGAGCUCAAGUUCGACCUCGUGAUGCACCGAACAAAGUGCACAGCCCUAAUCAUUGGAGUCCUGGCACCAUAUUUCGCCGAAUAUCUACAGAAGGACAUUUCAAAACAGCCUUAUUCGCUGUUGGUCGAUGAGUCGACCGACGUUUCAGUCAGAAAACUGGUAUGUGUGUCUGUACGGUAUUACAGUGCAACUGCGAAAAAAAUAACCACUACUUUUUUGCACUUGGUGGAGACUGAAGAUGGAAAAGCAGAUACCAUUUACAAUGCAGUACAAUGGGCACUCCGUGACAGUGAGCUAGAUCCAAAACAUUGCAUUGGACUUGCAACGGAUGGCGCAAACGCCAUGUGCGGCCGCAAUAACUCUCUAUGGAAGAAAAUGAGGGACGAUAACCCUUCGAUUACACUUGUGAAGUGUGCGUGUCACUCAUUGGACCUGGUUGCUUCUAAAGCGAUGGAGGCGAUGCCAGCGAGCCUAGAAUUUAUGAUCCACGAAACCCACAAUUACUUUGCACACAGCAGCUCACGGCAGGCUGUAUACAGGAGUCUAUACAGCGACAGCAAUACAAUGCACGAAAAGAAUGAACCAUUAAAGAUUCUAUCGCCCUCUGCCACAAGGUGGUUAGCGAUUGCUGACUGUAUCGAGAGAAUACUAGCUCAAUAUGAUGUCCUAAAGAAGCACUUUGCGUCUGUUCCUGACAAGGCGUACAGUGUACGCCUCCUUAAAGAAAUGUAUCAUGACGAGAGGAACCGCGCAUACCUUCUCUUUUUAGAGCCACUUCUUACUGACCUCAAGAGAGUGAACAAGCUUUUCCAAGGAGAAGAUGUAGACCCGCUCGGCGUUUUCGAAGAGCUGCAAAAGCUUUACAAACGCCUUGUGGCAAGGAUACUAAAGCCAUCUGUGCUACGACAUCAUGAUGAAGUGAGCAUCUGCGACAUUGACCUAAUGAACCUUGAGUCAAUCUUCCUAGGCCUAGAUGACGUAGAUUUUGGUGGCAGCUUCACUGACCACGUCAGCAAUAUACGCCUCACAACUGAAGAGCAACACUCACUAAAACGACGUUGCUUUGCUUUUCUUAAGGCUUGUGCCUCUGAUCUUCAGAAACGUCUUCCGAAUGCUACGUCUUUGGUGCGGAAGCUGAGAGCUAUUAGUCCGUCAUCUGUUUUGGGGGCGAAUGCGAUGAAUGCUUUGAAAACGUUGCCAAAAGACGUAUUUGGUUGCCCCGAGCACCGCAUUGAGGAGCAAGUACGGCACCUUCGUCAAGUUGAGGAUGUGAAUGCCGACAUGCCAGCAAUUGAAUUCUGGACCAAAAUAUACACCUACCGGGAUGCAUCAGGUGCUAAUCCAAUGCAAGACAUUGCAGACGGCGCAAUGAAACUCCUUGUUCUCCCUAUAUCUAACGCGGAAGCGGAACGAGUGUUUUCUGCUGUGGCUCUCACAAAAAGCGACUUAAGGAAUGGAAUGUCGCACGAACUUCUCCUCGCGAUCAUCAGGAUCAAAUUUGGACUACGUCUGAAAGGUGUUACAAGUUCUACAUUUACAGUACCGCGGGCCAUGCUGGCAAAAGUGAACUCGAAUAUGUACACUUGACUGUCAGUGCAACAUUAAUUGUCAAUUUUCUAGUCUCAAUGCUUCCCCCAGGAAGUCACCUGGUCAUUUUUUUAUUCUACUGUGAUGUGAUAAACAUUACUGUGAUAUAUAUUUUUGUAUUGUUAAGUGUAAAUGCGUGGUGAUAAUUCAGCUAAACUGAAAUCACGUUUGGCUACUUUUCUGGCUCCAAAAUAAAAUAACGGCUGCCAGUUGGCUACUGUUCUGGCUA